GAGGCGGGGCGGAGGGGCAGGAAGCGCCUCUCAUUGGCGGGAGCCCGGCGGCCAUUUCGGGAAGGCGGAAGCGGCGCGCAGCGGCGGAGGUGACUGGGAAAUGGAGAAAACUUUGAACAGAAUUCAUCCAGUUUCUGAUCCAGAAGCAGUGUAUUUUCUACAAGUAUCAUGGGAAAAAGAUUUAGGCACUGGCUUUGGUAUAAUACUUACUGAUGGUGAAUGUGCGUGGACUGGGACAGUGUCUGAAGCUGAAAUUUCUAGGGAGGCUUCUGACAUGGAAAUGAAUAGAGAAAAGUAUGUUGAAGAACUGAAGAAAGCACUGAUACUUGGAGAAGAAUCAGCUGGUAAAUACAACUUCGCUUUUUCAAGAGAUGAAGAAAAUGCAGUCUGUCACUUCUCCUAUGAAAGAAAUCUGAAAGAUGGCUCUUUCAGGCUUGGAUCUCUGAAGCUACAAAAAGUUUCAAGUCCAGCUGAGGUGGUAAGAGAGCUGAUUGGGUAUUGUCUGGACUGCCUGGGAAGACUCCAGGUGAAAAAUGAGCACCUGCAAAAAGAAAAUGAAAGGCUUUUCAGUGAUUGGAGUGAUGUGGAGAAACGGUUGGAAAAAUGUGUAGAAGCUAAAGAAGAGCUAGAGGCAGAUCUUUAUAACCGGUUUAUUUUGGUGCUGAAUGAAAAGAAGGCGAAGAUAAGAAACUUGCAGAAGUUGUUGAAUGAAGCUAAGCAGUCUGCAGCAGAUACCAAAUGUACAAGGGAAAGUGUAGCUACAACUCAGAUGGCUACUGAGCAAGGAAAUGACUAUGAUGGCAGUACUGAAGAGGAAAGUGAAAAUUUAACAUGUUCCACAUUACCAUCGGCACCAGAACGCAAUGAUUCCCUUCUGGGCAGCCCUGAUGUCAUCAAUACCACUCCAAGACGAAAGAGAAGACAAAGGACAGUAAAACCUGCUGGAACAGGAGCUAAAAUGGCUACUUAUGAGACAGAAAUGCCAGCAAAGGAAAUGCCUGAUCCUGCCUCACAGAAGACGUCAGGCAAGCAUUCUCUGGAUGUGAUGUCUCUUGAAACACUGGAAAACACUUGUGAGCCGGAGGACCUCUUUGAUGAUAUCUAGCUAUGUGUUGUCUGAGAAACUCAGAGACUGGUGCUCCACAUCAAGUUUAGUUAUAAAACUAAAAGGCUUUGGUAUAGAUGCAGAGCCAAAAUCUGUACGGUAUUUGAUGACAUAUUGCUUUAAUUCCCUUGCACUGGCCUUGUCCCUGUUCUUCACUGCACGGUUGUAGACCCUUUGCCUGCUGAGUCUUGAUUUGUGACAGCCUUGAAAUCAGUUCAGCCCAUGUGUAGAGCUUUUACCACAUGCACAUGGGGAAAGAGAGCCCCAUCACAAUGUUUUUAUAUCCUAACAGUCUUUCUUUCGCUGUUAGUUGUAUCCAGGAUCAACCGGUUUUCAGAUGUCCCCAGAGAAUAAAUCAGACAUAAGGACUACUUAAGGCUGUCACUGUACUUACCCAAUACUAUGCCCCUUUAACGAGCAGCUCAGCUUAGAUGUGGUCUAAUUCCUCAGCUUUGAUUGAGGUACAUCUUUAAAAAAUCAAGUGUGCAAAGAAAUGACUUUUUGCUUUUUAAAGAUUCUUUGUAGUAUUAUGCAUGAUAUGGUGCAUACCUGCUUUGGGGAGUAAAGUGGUUAAUAUUGAAUCUGUUUUGACCUUCUGUAGAAUGCCGUAGACCUGUAGAAACCCACAGACUUUAAAAGAGACAUUUUGAUAUUUUAUUAUUUUUCUUAAGAUGGUUUCUAAAAUAAUAAAAUGCUUUCUAAAAAGGCA
This is a messenger RNA of Oxyura jamaicensis (ruddy duck), 1814 nucleotides long. RefSeq names its product X-ray repair cross complementing 4 (gene XRCC4). Gene Ontology annotation, molecular function: DNA binding. The record is from RefSeq and is a predicted model, not a curated record. The coding region runs from base 101 to 1105 and encodes 334 amino acids. NCBI's taxonomy places the organism in Eukaryota, Metazoa, Chordata, Aves, Anseriformes, Anatidae. The transcript is spliced from 8 exons. Gene Ontology annotation, biological process: positive regulation of ligase activity; double-strand break repair via nonhomologous end joining; response to X-ray. Gene Ontology annotation, cellular component: DNA ligase IV complex; DNA-dependent protein kinase-DNA ligase 4 complex; nucleus.